AUGGCACUGAAUGCCACAAGAGGAACAACUAAUGCAUCUGAUAUAGAGCAGCCGCUGAUGGACAACGGUCACGACGAUAUCAUCGAGUGCGGCAAUGGCUACUCAUCAUCACUGCUCUAUGAAAGGCCUGCCGAGACCCUCAAAUGGAUCGAGCAGGAAGGCGUCCGCAAGCUAGGCACAUUCAAAGUGCGGGACUCCACAGUUCUGCAGCUGCUGGAGAACAAUGGCAUCCUGACGCUGGGCAUGGACAGCAGAGACAUAGACUGGCAGAGGACCUGGCGGUCCCAACUGGACAAAGAUGACCGCCCCGGCCUGGAUGGCACGUUCCCUAGGGCCCUCAGCAUGAUAUGGAGAAGUGCUGUAAUGGAGGUGGAGGCCUACGUGGUGGACAUAGAAAAUGUGGCAUGCGCGGACGAUGGCGGGCUGCUCAACCCGCUGCUGCACUGCUUCCAGCGCAACAUCUUCAAUGUCAACGUUUGGGCGCUGCCAGCCGUGGAGGCUGUGAUCACCUUCAAGUGGCAGCAGUGGGCGAGGAGAUGGAUGCACGCGGAGUUGGCCAUGUACCUAGUGUGGCUGCUGGCCUUCCAGAUCUUUGUCUUCAUUUUCCAGGACGAGGACACCUCUCUGAGCCUAGGCCAGCUGCUGAACACACGAUCGGGCGCCACGGCCGUCACAUUUGAAAUCUUGGCUGUGCUGGGCAUGCUGCCAUUCAUGUACAUCGAGCUGUGCGCUGUGCUGGAGUACGGCAUCACCCAGUGGAUCUACAACUUCUGGAACAUUCUGGACAUAGUGGCGUACGCUGCGCAGAUAGCAAUUACGGUGAUGCAUUUGGGUCGGCUGGAGCUGGCCAGCAAUGGGCUGUCAGUCAUCAUGGCACUGCAGGUGCUCAUCCUCUGGGUCAAGGUGCAGUACUUUGCCAGGGUGCUGCAGCCCUCCAAGAACCCCUUUGUGGACACGCUGCGCGCGGUGAUCAACGACGUCAAGUGGUUCCUCUUCCUGCUGCUGCUCACCAUGUGGGGCUUCUGUGUGAGCUUCUACAUCCUCUUCCGCCGCGACCAGAAGAAAGAGGCGAGCCCCGCAGAUCUUCUCUUUCCCACACACUCUUCCAGUACAGCGUUCAGGGACAUAGGGUCGAGCCUGGUGACGGUGUUUGACUGGCUCAUGGGCGGCGUGGAUCUCACCAUCUUCGCUGGCACGCACAACCCGGAGAUUGGUCUGGCGCUGUUGCUGGUCUACUGGUUCAGCAUGUCCAUGGUUCUCCUCAACUGCCUUAUCGCCAUCCUGGCAGACGCCUGCUCCAGGGUGAACGAGAACCAGGACGCCCGGUUCCUGAGCGGCCGCGCGGAGAUCAUAGACGAGCUGGAGAGCAGCAUUCCCAGCUGGCUGCGCGCCAGGAACUCGCACAGCUGGUACCCCCGCUACAUCCACUUCCUCAGGGAAGAGCGUGUAAUGAUAAUAAUAAUAAUAUUGGGCUUCCUGGCUGGUGGGCCGCGGGAAGAAAUACUGAGCACCGUGCCCAUGGUCAAUCGGCACAGCGCGGAUCCCUCCAUAACGGAAGCUGCCGAGAAGGAGGAUGCCAUGGCGCAACAGCUGGACAACCUGGAAGCACAGGUGAUGCGCAUGGCAGCGAUCCAGGAGAAGCUGGCAGAGAAGCUGCUGGACAAAGCUGAAAUUGAGGCCCUGCCACAAGCCGCAGCAGAGGAUUCGUGAGCGCGAGGCUGUCUUUAUGACACUGUCCGCGCAGCAUGCUCCCAUGCAUGUGCGAUGAAUGUCCGUGACAAACACCAAGUCUAGCUAAUUUGCCGCAUGGCAAUUUUGGUAUUUAAUGGGUGUAUGUCUUGAGAGAUCUCCACUGCUGAGUACAGAUGACGAGUCGACAUGGCCAAAAACAGAGAUGGUCCUGUCUGAGAGUGAGGGAGUGUCUUGUCCAGCUGGAAUAGUAGCACUUUGAGGGGUCACAGUUUCCAAGGCUUGAGCGCCAUGUCUGGGCCGUUGUUGCCAAACGCUGUAAUGUUUGCAAGUC
Messenger RNA from Coccomyxa subellipsoidea C-169, 2023 nucleotides. RefSeq lists its product as hypothetical. Gene Ontology annotation, molecular function: monoatomic ion channel activity. Lineage: Eukaryota; Viridiplantae; Chlorophyta; Trebouxiophyceae; Coccomyxaceae. Bases 1 to 1710 code for a protein of 569 amino acids. The record is from RefSeq and is a predicted model, not a curated record. Gene Ontology annotation, biological process: calcium ion import across plasma membrane. The transcript is spliced from 12 exons. Gene Ontology annotation, cellular component: membrane.